GCGCCCGGGGAGCUGGGCUGCAGCCGAGCAGUCCCGGUGCCGGCAGGAUGGGCUGCGGGGGGAGCCGAGCCGAUGCCAUCGAGCCGCGCUACUACGAGAGCUGGACCCGCGAGACCGAGUCCACCUGGCUGACGAACACCGACACAGAGCCCCCGCCGCCGGCCUGCGGCCACGAGAGCACCCGCGCCGAGGCCGGAGUGCGGGACCAGGGCGCGCCGCACCCGGGUAUGCUGGAGGAUGAAAAAUCAACUCAGACCUGUGUUACCAUGUCCUCGACUGCAAGUGGAAUAAUUAACACUGAGAAGAAAACUAGCUGUGGUACUCAAUGCACAAAACCCACGGUCCAUGCCCCUGGAACUAUGACACAGAAACACAAUGGCUUCAGAACAGCAGAGGGUAAAUGGGACACCAAGAAAAUGUCCACAAAAGAAGUCACUAUUAACGUUACAAAAAGCAUCAGACAAAUUGACAGCGACAGAAGAAUCACAAAGAAUUGUGUCAAUUAAAGGAGUAAAGCAAAAGUGAAGAUGGACCUAACAAUACUUUGCUGCACUUUAACUGUGACUAAUCACUUAAGAUUUGAAGAUCUCAAGAUGUUCUGUGUUGAAAGCAAUGGGCAGUGGCUGCUGAGUGCCUUGAGAAACGUUGUUUUAACUAACAGUAAAUAGCUGCAAACACUGUUGGAUGUUCAGACAUGUAUUUAUCUAUUGCAAUGGCACUGUACAAAAAUAUAACAAAAUAUGUGCCAUUUUUCUCUCCAAACCCUGUGCUAUCUAACUGUAGAUUUUCUAUGCUGCAUUGCUGUUAGGGAUUGGACAAUUAGAGCUGCAGUUCAUCUCACUUUAAAACAGAGAAUAAUUA
Messenger RNA from Gopherus evgoodei (Goodes thornscrub tortoise), 861 nucleotides. It is a transcript of the gene BAALC, whose product is annotated as BAALC binder of MAP3K1 and KLF4. NCBI's taxonomy places the organism in Eukaryota, Metazoa, Chordata, Testudines, Testudinidae. Bases 48 to 506 code for a protein of 152 amino acids. The record is from RefSeq and is a predicted model, not a curated record. The transcript is spliced from 3 exons. Gene Ontology annotation, cellular component: cytoplasm.